Messenger RNA from Scophthalmus maximus (turbot), 875 nucleotides. RefSeq lists its product as uncharacterized. Gene Ontology annotation, cellular component: myosin II complex. Bases 136 to 591 code for a protein of 151 amino acids. Lineage: Eukaryota; Metazoa; Chordata; Actinopteri; Pleuronectiformes; Scophthalmidae. The record is from RefSeq and is a predicted model, not a curated record. The transcript is spliced from 7 exons. Gene Ontology annotation, molecular function: structural constituent of muscle; calcium ion binding.
CUGCUGGGACAGCGUAGUACGUGCUCUACGUCAUGACGCAGUACUUUUAGGUCUGUCUCGCCCUGCCCCGCUACUCGAGCCGACACAUUCUUCUUUUCGCCGACGCCCGGGACACACCUCAGCCUUCGCAGGAACAUGUCUGACUUCUCGGAAGAUCAAAUCAUGGAGUUUAAGGAGGCAUUCCUGCUGUUCGACAAAACAGGGGAUGGGAAGAUCAACUACAGCCAGUGUGGGGACGUCAUGCGGGCCCUGGGACAGAACCCUGUCAACGCUGAGGUGCUCAAGGUCCUGGGCAACCCCAAGGCUGAGGAGAUGAACAUCAAGAUGCUGGAGUUUGAGCAGUUCCUGCCCAUGUUCCAGGCCAUUGCUAAGAAUAAAGAUCAGGGCUCCAUGGAGGAUUUUGUGGAGGGACUGCGUGUCUUUGACAAGGAGGGCAACGGCACAGUAAUGGGAGCAGAGCUACGUCACGUCCUGACCACACUUGGUGAGAAAAUGUCAGAGGAGGAAGUGGAGACGCUCUUGGCGGGACACGAAGAUGCAAAUGGAUGCAUCAAUUAUGAAGCAUUUGUUCGCCACAUCAUGUCAGGCUGAGGGCCGGUACGGGCAUUGGAACUGGUCAGGAUGGUGAUGAACGGGUGAAGAGGAAGGGCAUCCCACUUUUUUUUCCUCUUUUUUUUUUUUUUUUACCCUAUCACAUGUACUCUCCUUUUGCAGUUGGCUUCUACAUUGCCCACCCCCUCCUCAUUCCAUGGAUUAGUUUUCCACAUUUAAUUUAAGAAGUGCCUUUACAUUCCCUUCUAAAGACCACAAAUAAUCUGGCUAUUGCCCCCAAUUAUGUUGUUUGCAUUUAAAUAAAUGUUUUCCCCGAAAACUUA